Capsicum annuum is the source of this 1730-nucleotide messenger RNA. RefSeq lists its product as uncharacterized. The coding region runs from base 925 to 1566 and encodes 213 amino acids. The record is from RefSeq and is a predicted model, not a curated record. NCBI's taxonomy places the organism in Eukaryota, Viridiplantae, Streptophyta, Magnoliopsida, Solanales, Solanaceae. The transcript is spliced from 2 exons. Gene Ontology annotation, molecular function: RNA-DNA hybrid ribonuclease activity; nucleic acid binding.
AGAAAACACUAAUUCAAUUGGUCCACUAGAAAAAUAUUAACAUUUCCACAAUGUAUGUCUAAGUGGGAAAACUUGAUAAUCCCAAAAGAUGAAGGAGGUAUUGGUAUUAGAAGCAUGAGAGAUAUUUGUAAUUCCUUGAUUGUAAAGAGAUGGUGGAGGUUCAGAACUCAAACUUCUCUCUGGGCUCAAUUCUUAAUCAACAAGUAGUGCAAAAGAUCUCAUCCAAUUGGAAAAGUGUCAACAUCUGGGGAUUCACAUAAUUGGAAAAGCUUGAUGAAAAUCAAAGAGCAAGCAGAACCUAACAUUACUUGGAAAGUACAACAAGGCAAUUCAAGUUUUUGGUGGGACAACUGGACAGGUAUAAGGGCCUUGGCUAAGCUUUGCCAAGGCCCAGGUAAGUUCUUCCAAAACCCCCGUUAAAUCUUUUAUCCUGAAUAAUUCGUGGAACUUCAACAAGUUAAACAUGUUGUUCCCAAUUAUAUUGUGGAUAUCAUAUCCAACAUAGCAAUCGGUAACAACACUGAGAAGGAUUAUCCCAUUUGGAAUAAUACUGAAAAUGGUCUAUUUGAUAACUAUUCUGCAUGGCAUCUAGUUAGAAAACAAAGACCAAAAAAUAGUUUUUUAAAUAAUCUCUGACACAAUAGGUUGCCUUCUAAAAUAUCCUUCUUAACUUGGAGAAUGUUUAAAAAGAAACUUCCUUUCAAUGACAUAAUUACUAGAAUGAAUAUCAACUCACAAAAUGAUUAUUUUUGUUAUAGGAAUGCACAAAGUGACAUAAUGCAUCAUGUUUUUGGAUAAGGCGAAGCAUCAACACAACUGUGGAGCACCCUAGGGAAUCCUUUGGGCAUUCAACAUAUAAAUCAACCUACGACCCACAUUUUCAAGGCAUGGUGGGGCAUAAAACCAAUCAAUGAAAUUCACAAAAUGAUUCUGAAGAUCACCCCCACAAUAAUAUGCUGGGAGAUUUGGAAGCAAUGGUGUGCCUGCAAAUAUGGAGGGCAAAGGUUAAUACAGAGGAUUAGACAAGUCACAUGGCAAAUGCCUUCUGUCGGAACGUUAAAGAUCAACUCAGAUGGCAGCUACAUUCAUGAAAAUGGGAGAGAUGGAAUUGGAGGACUAGUUAGGAAUAGUCACGGAGAUCUUCUCAUGACAUUCUCUAUUCCUAUCUAUUCCAGUAGCAGCAACAUGGCUGAGGCCAUGGCGGCCGAGCUUGGCGUAAAACGGUGCUAUCAAUUCGGGCAUACCAAUUUUACUCUAGAACUCGACUCUAUGGACUUAGUUAACAUGCUCAACAACAGUGGGGUAACCAAUGUGAAGCUCAAACUGAUGAUAGACUCUAUCAACAACAUCCAAAACAAAGUCCAGAUGCAAGUUCGACACUGUUAUAGAGAAGGAAAUCAAGUAGCAGACUUCUUAGCAAAAAUGGCCUCCAACUCAAACCAAACUCUCAUCACUCACUCUUACAACAUUCUUCCGAUACAAGCUAGAGGAGCUUUCUUGCUAGAUAAAUGGCAACUGCCAAGCGUGAGAUGUAAAUAUGAUAGAGCUAAUUUCUUUGUAAGUUAGUUUCAUGUUUGUUUCAUCUCCUAGAAGGUACUAGUUGAUUUUGUAAGCCUUCUAGUAUUUUGUGGGCAUUGGUUUCACCUAGGCUUAGUGUUGUAUUGAGGUCAGGUCUAACUCCCCUCUGCUCCUUUUUUGCUAAUACAACACAACCCGAAUCUCUGAGUUAA